AUGUUAAUCCGGCUAAGUAAACCGGUCAAGAUGAACAGCCAGGUCAGAACCGUCAGUCUGCCCACUCUCUGUGCAGUGACGGGCACUCGCUGUCUGGUAUCUGGAUGGGGAAAUACGCUGAGUAGGGGAGAUAAUUAUCCUGAUCUUCUGCAGUGCCUUCAGGCUCCGAUUCUUAACAACCAAGUGUACCAAGAUGCCUAUCCUGGUAAAAUUACUGAGAACAUGAUCUGUAUGGGGUAUAUGGAUGGUGGAAAGGACUCUUGUCAGGGUGACUCUGGCGGUCCUGUGGUUUGCAAUGGAGAGCUGCAGGGAGUUGUAUCCUGGGGUAACGGCUGUGCCUUGCCUGGAUACCCGGGUGUAUACACCAAGGUGUGUAACUACUUGUCCUGGAUUGAGAAGACUAUCUCCAGCUAA
Staurois parvus is the source of this 414-nucleotide messenger RNA. Lineage: Eukaryota; Metazoa; Chordata; Amphibia; Anura; Ranidae. The record is from the annotation of a GenBank genome assembly.